AUGAAGACAAGCGUCAUUACCCCCGUGCAGGGUGAUGAUGCUUGUCUUUUGGAGCAGUUUACCACCAAACAGAUGGCCACUGACAAUAAACCUCAUUGCCGGCAGAUCCAGGUCUGGUACCAGCAUGGGCUAAAUGGGAUCCCCUAUAGUGCUAUCGUUACUCAACCAAAAGGAAGAGUUUUACUGCUGGACAAUUGUAACUCUUCUGUUUUAGAUGCCAACAUUAAGUACCAUCUAACAUCAUCUGUCACCGUCCUGGUUGUACCAACGUUCUAUGCAAUCGUAUUCCUCUUGGGUCUUCCAGCUAAUGGAAUUGCUUUCUGGGUACUUCUUUUUAAAUCCAAAAAGAUGCCAUCCACCCUUCUGCUAAUUAAUCUGGCAGCCGCAGACUUGUUUUUUUUGUUGGCAUUGCCUUUUAAGAUUGUCUAUCACUUCCUGGGAAACAACUGGAUUUUUGGGGAAACUAUGUGUCAAUUAGUCACUGCGGUGUUCUAUGGAAAUAUGUACUGCUCUGUGUUCUUUCUCAUGGCCAUCAGCAUUGAUCGAUACUUUGCUUUGGUCCAUCCUUUUCUGGCCAGGAGCCUACGCGGUUGGAGAAGUUUUGCAUCUGUUGCUACUGGAAUCUGGUUGGUUGUUAUAGCCGGUGUCUCAAUAUUCUUCCUAGUUCCCCAAAUAAAAACAUUUACCGAUCCAAAUAUGACAACCUGCCAUGACGUAUGGGCAGUUUGCUAUGGUUAUGAGUGGUACACCACAUAUUUCCUUGUUCUUUUCAUUGUGGGAUAUGCCAUCCCUUUGAUUAUUAUUUUCAUAUGUUAUGUGUCAAUUUGGUUCACCUUGUCAAGGAAUAGGGGAUCUCACAGUCAGGUGAUGAGAUUGAUCAUUUUGGUGGUUUUCAUGUUCAUCAUCUGCUUCACCCCCAGUAAUAUUUUGCUUAUCUUUCAUUACUUGGAAACACAGUGGGAUUGUCACAACCAACUGUACAUCUGGUACAUGGUGGCAUUCUGUUUGACAUCAUUCAACAGUUGCAUCGAUCCAUUCAUAUACUAUUACAUGUCAGAGGACUGCCGGCAAAUGGUAAAAGAUACGCUUGGCUGGAGCAGUAGUGGAGACAAGGAGUCAGUAGAUUGCACGAAGAGAACUAAACUGACUUCAGAGAUGGGCAGAAUAAGUACUUAA
Messenger RNA from Nanorana parkeri, 1176 nucleotides. RefSeq names its product proteinase-activated receptor 3-like. Lineage: Eukaryota; Metazoa; Chordata; Amphibia; Anura; Dicroglossidae. Gene Ontology annotation, molecular function: thrombin-activated receptor activity. The coding region runs from base 1 to 1176 and encodes 391 amino acids. Gene Ontology annotation, cellular component: membrane. Gene Ontology annotation, biological process: phospholipase C-activating G protein-coupled receptor signaling pathway; blood coagulation; positive regulation of Rho protein signal transduction. The transcript is spliced from 3 exons. The record is from RefSeq and is a predicted model, not a curated record.